Messenger RNA from Oldenlandia corymbosa var. corymbosa, 937 nucleotides. NCBI's taxonomy places the organism in Eukaryota, Viridiplantae, Streptophyta, Magnoliopsida, Gentianales, Rubiaceae. The record is from the annotation of a GenBank genome assembly.
AUGGCAGAUUCGAACAAUGCCUUAGACCAAUCCUUUACCCCAUAUAUCAGAUGGCUUCGAUCCAGAAUGCUCCGUGAUUCACUCGACGCGGCGUUUGUCCAACCUCUUCAUCAAUUCAAUUGGUCGCCGCUUCCAUCAUCACAAUCAUCGAUGCCCAUCACCAACUCAUGUCCACCGAUCGAUGAUCGCCACCAUCGCCAUCACCGUUUGCAAUCGUUGCUGCCACUGAUUAAUUCUGACUGCCAGCUCGUUAUCGCCCAGAUUGCUGCUGCCGCCGAUUGCUUCCGUCAGUCGUGGCCCCACUCGUCGGUUUCUGCCGUUGUUUUGUCCGCUGACCUGCUUCCUUCAGUCCGCCGCCACAAUUGUUUGCUGCUGUCGCCGUUCGCUGUUGCUGCUGAUCACCACCAUCGGACCUUUCUUCCACUUGCUGUCAUCAUCGGGCGCUCCAGUUCCUAGCAACUACAACCGAUUGCUCCAUUGUUCGUCGUCGACUGCUUCGAAGGCUGAAAUACAUUACCAAUUCCAGCGAUUGGUUUUCCUGAUUGCUGCCACUGUUUUGUUUGUUAUUUUCGGCCACCUCGCCCGCUUCAAUCAAGUUCGUCCCGGCUGCUGAAGUCGAAGCCCUCCGUUCACUUUCUUGCUAUUGCGCACAUCGCCGCCAUCAUCCUUCUGCCGAAAUUGAGUUCUCGAACCUUGCUUUCCAUCAUUACCGAACACUUUGAGCUGUCAUUGGAGGGUAGCUUAUGUCUGCAAUCAGUCUUGAUUCUCUGCAAUGGCUAAUAUUCUACUUCACACAACCUUUGGCGAAUGGAGCUAAUCAUCUUGAAGAUCUCUAUAUUUUCAGGGAAGUGUUGCUCUUCAUUUUUAUAUCUUUUGCUACAUUGCGGACAAUGUAUGUUCUAAGUGUGGGGGGAAUUUUAGGUGUUCUUGUCUGUUU